AUGCCCGUCGUUGAUCUCCACAGUCAAGAUGACUUCGCAUCUAUCUUCUACACAACAAACACCACCUUCAACAAUGUUAGUGCGUUCGACCCAGAAAAACCCACUAUCAUCGUGCUACACCCACUGUUUCUGGAUUCUACAUGGUUAGAUAACCAAUUCUGUGACCCUCGGCUGUCCGGACAUUAUAAUGUCAUCGCAUUCGACAUGAGAACAUGUGGGAGGUCGCGAUGCAGGUCAAGUGGACGCCACGACAGCUGGGUUGACUCGGCCGAUUUGGCAUUUUGUUGUCAGAAGCUUCAUUUACCCCCUUGUCAUAUUCUGGCCUUCGAGAGUCUUUCCAUCAACUGCGCCCUUCGAUUCGCCGUGUUGUUUCCCGAAAUGUGUUUGACUCUCACUCUUUGCAACGUUCCACCACCCUCUGAACUUAGUUGGAUCUCUGCAACACUGAAGGAGUUGAUGCAGACCUGGUGCUUCGCUGAAGAUUUGGAAACCUGUGAACUUGCCGGCAUGGAGAGCGUCAAUUUCCUUUUUGGACCGGAAUGUGAUUCCGAACUACGAGACGAGCUCAUUGCGUUUUGGCAAAUGACCAUCCCACCUCGUGAGAGACCCAGAUUUGCGGAGACUGUUGGCGUUCUGAUGAAU
Molecule: messenger RNA, 642 nt
Organism: Laccaria bicolor S238N-H82
Lineage: Eukaryota; Fungi; Basidiomycota; Agaricomycetes; Agaricales; Hydnangiaceae
Exons: 6
Source: RefSeq, a predicted model, not a curated record